GGCGGAUUAAUACUUCACUCAGACAACGUGACACUUCCUCAUGCAAUAAAAGCGGAUUCUCUUUUUCAGUUCACCGGCAUUUCAGCAUAAUCACUGCCGGUCGGGUCUGAUAUCGGGUUUUCAGACGUAGUUUAUUUAUCGUUUUUAUUUAUACACUUUGUUUACAAGAUGCCUGGAUUUUCCGACAGAGAUCGUGGUAGAGAUAGAGGGUAAGUGUCUGAAUUAAUACAUUUUAGGCGAAUUUAACACCUCGUGUUGUCUCGCCAGAAAUGGAUGCCAUGACGCACGGGAUAACGGUAGCUAGCUAACUCGUUGUUUAGCUAGCGAGGCAUAUGUCGUUUUUUAUGAUUAAAUACGACAGUCUGUAAGUUCACUUUACUCUAAAUGGAAAUUAUCAAAAUUAUGAUCUACCUUAAGUAUUUUCAAAUCAGUAGGGACCAACGUUUUUAAAGGCCUCGGUUCGUCAUUAAACUAGCAAGACACUUUCUGCCUGACCUGCUGGCGGCCUGUUAACUAAAAUGCGAACAAGCUAGCCAGGGGUUGUAAUCGGCCAAAUAACUUUCAAAUGUAUGAAAUUUUUGGAACAUUAACUAUGUACCACAUAGUACAGCAAGUGUCCGAUAACAGGCAAGCUAACCGACUAAAUGUAUUUGUACGCCAUGUGGCAUUAUUGAAUGCGGAUACAAAAUGCCGGCCGGUUUUUUUCAUUGUUCCUCUGCCGGAAUCCGGAUACAUUGAAGAUGGCUGUCUUAACGUGACGCAGAGUCCAAUAAAACAAGCAUUUCUUAUAGUUUUAUGUUUAACUUGGAACUCUGCAUUGCAUUGACGUUUAUAAUUUAAUGUUGAACUAGCUGACUGCUAGUUAGCGGUCACUAAACAAUGUUCUGUUAAAUCUAAAAGGUAAAACUUGAUUUGCGCUUAAGCAAGCGAGUUUUCUGCUGGUAUCCUAUCUCUUUUUACAUUGGUUGGAGUGACUAACGUUAGAUCAUUAAUUUCCCCAGUUAUGGCAGCGGACCACCUCGUUUUGGAGGCGGUGGAAGAGGAGGAGGAGGAGGAGGUGGGGGAAAGUUUGGUAAUCCCGGCGACAGACUGCGCAAGAAGCACUGGAACCUUGACGAACUCUCUAAAUUCGAAAAGAACUUUUACCAAGAGCACCCCGAAGUUACUCGGAGAUCUCCGGUAUGUACGCUAGUGGUCAAAAUCCAGAUACAGUUGACUUACUGUAAAUGUUACAUAAUGGCCAUUGGAAUGUGUUCUUGCACAUGUUCAUUUGUUGCCCAAUCAGCAAUGGCCUUUUUCAUUGCCAUGCCAAUUGAUCUGAGUCUCUACAUGUCAUUGCAGCAAGAGGUUGCACAGUACAGAAGUACUAAAGCUGUUACUGUGAAGGGAAGGGACUGCCCUAAUCCAAUUAUGAAGUUCCAUGAAGCCAGUUUUCCAAGUAAGUACAUCAACUGAAUGUGGCAUAUAUUAGUGGAAGUAUUUAUUUAUGCUCCAGACUUGUCUUCAAUCUGGGUUGGUGUUCAUGUACUUACCCCCCCCCCCUUUUGCACAGCCUACGUGAUGGAUGUCAUUAACAAAGCAGGCUGGACAGAACCAACACCCAUCCAAGCACAGGGUUGGCCACUGGCAUUGAGUGGCAAGGACAUGGUUGGCAUUGCACAGACAGGCUCUGGGAAAACUCUCUCGGUAAGUGUGUUGUGAGAAUCUGAGUCUUGACUAUUCCAACAACCUAGAAUUGCUCUUAAAAAUAAGGGGACUGGUGGUCUUUUUCUUUACUGUAAUGCAAUGUCUUUUUUUUUCCUGUAGUACUUGUUGCCUGCAAUCGUGCACAUUAACCACCAGCCUUUCCUGGAACGUGGAGAUGGACCCAUUGUAAGUACCCAUGGCUAUUCAAAGACUUGUAUCUAAUCUCUCAUCCACCCAACAUGGAUUUAUGGUAUUCAAUCUUUCUUUCAGUGCUUAGUUCUUGCCCCGACCCGUGAGCUGGCUCAGCAGGUCCAGCAGGUGGCGGCAGAGUACGGUAGAGCUUCUCGCCUGAAGUCUGUCUGUGUUUAUGGGGGUGCACCCAAAGGGCCACAGCUCCGAGACCUGGAUAGAGGUAAGUUCCACAACAACUCUGUUUUUGGCUGAAUUGAAUCUAUGGAAUUAUCUGGUGCUCAAUAUGUUUAUUUUUAUAUAUAAAUAGGUGUGGAGAUUUGCAUUGCCACACCCGGCAGGCUUAUUGACUUUCUGGAGGCAGGAAAGACCAACAUGCGUAGAUGCACUUACCUGGUUCUGGAUGAGGCUGACCGAAUGCUCGACAUGGGCUUUGAGCCACAAAUCCGAAAAAUUGUGGACCAAAUCCGAGUGAGUUCUGUUGUGAUGCAUUAGAUGUGCUAAUAAUAGUCUGGCUAUCUCACUUGGUACAGUUGUCAAGGAAGAAUUCUGAUGCCUUCCCUGUUCUCUACAGCCUGACCGACAGACUCUGAUGUGGAGUGCCACCUGGCCCAAAGAGGUGCGCCAGCUGGCCGAGGACUUCCUGAAGGACUACGUCCAGAUCAAUGUGGGAGCUCUGCAGCUGAGUGCCAACCACAACAUCCUGCAGAUUGUGGAUGUUUGCAACGAUGGAGAGAAGGAAGACAAGUGAGUCUUGUGUGUCUGAUCUGUGGCAUUUCUAUACUUGUCUAUGUAUUGGGUGGAAAAUAUGACUUUGACGAUAGUGUUAAGUCACUAAUUUAAUCCUUCACUGCCUUCCCUUUUCAGACUCCUCCGCCUACUUGAGGAGAUCAUGAGUGAGAAGGAGAACAAGACUAUAAUAUUUACAGAGACCAAGAGGAGGUGUGAUGAGAUCACUAGGAGGAUGAGGAGGGAUGGGUAAGUGGCAUCAAUACUUAGUUCUUGAAACUGUCAGGGUACUCAUGUGUUUUACUGGACUCAAUUGACACUUGCUCCCUCCUUUAGUUGGCCAGCAAUGGGCAUCCAUGGAGACAAGAGCCAGCAGGAGAGGGACUGGGUGCUCAAUGGUGAGUUUUAGCCACAUUAACAAUUUAGUAUGACUCCUUGACCUUUUAUGGCCAGUUAACAAUUUCCUUUCCUUUUUUCAGAGUUCAAGUUCGGAAAGGCGCCGAUUCUCAUUGCCACAGACGUCGCCUCCAGGGGUCUAGGUUAGUUUCAUUCUGUCCUUGGUCCCUUGUACCAACUUUUCUCUGAAAGAAAGUGUUUCUUUCUGUAACUCUUCUGCCUUCUGAGUUUCUCCCCUAUCUGAAGGAGCAGUCUUUUGAGGCAGGGCCUUGGCAUGACACGCCCAGGUCUCCAGAGGGGGAAGGAGGACUCUUGGAGGUGUCCUGACUGGGACGUCACCCAGUCACAUACAGAGGUGGCGGGGCCUGAGUGCUGAAUAUCACGCUGGGCUGCCCAAACGGGGGCCUAAAUGAGGGUUAGCAGCCGCACCCCUGUAAAUGCAGCUGUUCUCUGGCAUCGGUUUGGACUGCUUCACACCCAAGCUCAUGUCUCCACCAGGCUCUGCUGUUUCCAUGUCUUGCAUGUCGGUUUGGGCAUUGUAUUGCAAGUCAUUGAGUUCUGGAAGGUGUAGCUUUUCUCAAAGAACGUGUGACAUAAUGAGGCAGUUUCCUAAACUUCUGUUUUGAGAGCAGUUGUAAGUCCAAUUACACGUUCACCUCUGUAAUGAUAUGGCUACUGGCGCUUAGUGUCAGUGGGUCAUGUCAGUUGGCUGGGGACAAAAUCCAAGCUCGCACUCCUCCCUCACCUGAGUUUCAAGUCAUGUCGAGACCUGCCAACGAGACAUUUGAUCAAGUGAACACUGGUUCUGGGAAUAUCUUGCCUUGAUUGGGGCUACUUUUUUUUUUAUGGGUCACAGGAGUAAGUGGCUCCAUUUUUAGGGUCCCCCCCCAAUUGUUUAUGGUCUUGGCAAGACGUUGCAGUGUGGCCUUUAUAGCAAGCUUCUUAUGAGUGUGUGAAGAAAGGGCCUUCGUUGUCACCAUACGGUCCUAGUUUUGGCACAUGAGGAGGCAACAGUGCGUAUAGCGGCCUUACUGUGUAGAAGCACCCGGCGGUCACUUGACAUUGUGUGGGGAGUUUGCUGCAAUGGGAAUGGACUAGUGAAUGCAUACUCCUUUAUGGUAAGACUUCUGAUCCCUUGUUUUUGGGGGGAUGUUGAGAAUUAAGUGAGGGGUUAUCUGGAUUGGAAGCGUUUGGAGUGUGCAUCGUUUCUCUCUUCCCACCGUAGUAUCCCCACGGAUUAAGUCUUUCUAAAGUUGUCUAAUGCUAUUCUUUACAGCCUUGUGGAAAAACCAGCUACAUCCAGUGAAUGGUUGUACUAACUUUGCUCUUUUGGUCUGGCUGUUGUGGUGUGCAUCUUUAUGCGCUCCCUCUGCUUUUGUUGCCACACUGCAACACAUCCUACAGAUGUUGAAGAUGUGAAAUUUGUCAUCAACUUUGACUACCCCAACAACUCUGAGGACUAUAUCCACCGCAUCGGCAGAACAGCCCGGAGCCAAAAGACUGGCACAGCCUACACCUUCUUCACCCCCAACAACAUGAGACAGGCCAGCGACCUCGUCGCUGUGCUCCGUGAGGCCAACCAGGCCAUCAACCCUAAACUCCUCCAGAUGGCGGACAGAGGAGGUAAAUCUAAUUGGUGAGAUACAGGAACUGUGGUUCAGCUGCAGCCAUUUUUUUCACUUUUUUUUUUAUUGACGUGGAUGGGUUUGGCACAGUCAAAGCUAUGGGAUCUUGAUAGAUGUUCACGUUAGUUUGUCUUGAAACCAUUGUUUAUUUACCCCUACCAUGUGUCUGUUUUCCCAUGUACCCAUUUCAUGUCACACCAACUUGCAUGACAGCCCAUUCUAAUUUGUUCAUGUGUUUUCCUUUCAGGUCAUUCAAGGGGAGGCAGAGGUGGUAGUGGAUUUAGGGAUGACCGCCGGGACAGGUACUCCUCCGGGGGCAGGCGUGACUUCAGUAGCUUUAGGGACAGGGAAAACGAUAGAGGUUUUGACAGUGGACCAAAGAAGGUCUUUGGCACAAAUUCACAAAGCGGAGGCUAUGGGACAAGUGGCUUUGACAAAAGCGGGAAUGGUUUUGGCGGUGGUGGCUUCGGCAGCAAUGGCCAGUCAAACUAUGGUGCCAGCCAGGCUGGGGCGUUCCCAACGCAGAACUUCCAGGCCCCACAGUUUGGUGCCAACCAGGGGGGUGCACAGAAUGGCAUGAGCCAUCAACAGUUCCCAUUCACACAGCAACAAGCACCACCGCCCAUGGUGCCCUACCCCAUGCCCCCUCAAUUCCCACAGUGAACAUGCACAUCAAAGUAAAGAUGGUAACUUCAUGCUUUUUUGUCCUGUUUAGUCCUAUACUCUAUCCAAAAUUGUACUGUUAUGUUUUAUUUUUUACACAACCGGGUUCAACCGAUUUUUGAACCUCUAUCGAGUCCUGGGGGGGGGAGGGG
Molecule: messenger RNA, 5440 nt
Organism: Coregonus sp. 'balchen'
Lineage: Eukaryota; Metazoa; Chordata; Actinopteri; Salmoniformes; Salmonidae
Source: the annotation of a GenBank genome assembly